This is a messenger RNA of Oppia nitens, 1959 nucleotides long. It is a transcript of the gene Mau2, whose product is annotated as MAU2 chromatid cohesion factor homolog. The transcript has 15 exons. Bases 194 to 1936 code for a protein of 580 amino acids. Gene Ontology annotation, molecular function: double-stranded DNA binding; protein binding. NCBI's taxonomy places the organism in Eukaryota, Metazoa, Arthropoda, Arachnida, Sarcoptiformes, Oppiidae. The record is from RefSeq and is a predicted model, not a curated record. Gene Ontology annotation, biological process: mitotic sister chromatid cohesion; maintenance of mitotic sister chromatid cohesion. Gene Ontology annotation, cellular component: SMC loading complex; chromatin.
CAACACCUCUACAGUCAAUAUGAAGACUCAAUUGAAUUGAUUGUUGACUCAAAUGUUGAGUAAAUUACAUACAAAUGUAAAUAAUUUGACAAACAGUUGACUAUUAAGUGAUUGAAAACAUUGAAUACAUUUGAUUGACAUGUGAUGUGAUGUGUUGUGACGGCCAGUGAUUAUCACCGAUAAGUCUUAGACAAUGACUGCCAUCAACGACAACCAAACAUGUUAUAUGGCAUUGAUGUCGAUGGCAGAGGAGUUCCGGACACAGUCGCCGCCCGACAUGAGAUCAUGUGUCCAGUGUUUGCUCGCAUCACUCAAUGUGGUCACACAUCCCGCCAUUGAGGCCAAAACACAUCUUCAUUUGGGAAAUAUUUUGUUUCAUUUCACUACCAAUUUAGACAAAAGUCAGUCACAUCUGGAAAAAGCGUGGUGUUUAUCGCAAUCAGUGCCCAAUUGUGAUGAAAUCCUAUUUGAAUCGGUGUCACUGUUGGCAACAGUUUACGAUAAAAAGAAUGACUCGCAAAGAGCUAAACAGAUGAUAAUCAAUACAUUAGAUCGAUCGCAGCCCUGGAUCUAUUGGCACUCAAGACUUCUGUUCCAAUUAGCCCAAAUACAUGCAAACGAUAAGGAAUAUCAUUUGGCGUCUAAUAUCUUGAGUGUUGGUGCAGAUUAUGCCAACAAUUCUGGUGCUCACUACACACGCAUAUUGUUUUUGUUAAGUAAAGGAAUGACAUUAAUGAUAGACAAACGUCUUACUGAAGUUCAUCCAGUCUUGAGUCUCGCCGGACAGUUAGUCGAGACAUGGAAUGGAAAUCUUCAGAUGAAAGAAGCACUCAAAGUAUAUUUUCUUGUCCUUCAAGUUUGCCAUCACUUAAAUGCCGGACAAGUGAAAAGUGUAAAACCAUGUUUGAAACUUCUCCAACAAAGCAUUCAAAGCAUAACUGCUUAUCACAGUGAAGAUGAUUAUGUGAAUGUCAAUCCAAAUGAGUUGUUUAUUUGGAUGCCAAGAGAGCAUAUGUGUGUUCUUGUAUAUCUGGUGACAGUACUUCACUCAAUGCAAGCCGGAUAUAUGGAUAAGGCUCAGAAAUAUACUGAAAAGGCAUUAAUGCAAAUCGAGAAACUUAAAGCUGUAGGCACUCAUCCAAUGCUCAACACAUUUCAAUUGCUUCUCUUAGAGCACAUAGCAAUGUGUCGGCUGGUUAUGGGUAACAGAACUUUAGCCAUCAAAGAGACAGUACAAGCACUCCAAAUAUGUUAUGGAGACCCAAAACUUAAGAUAAGACAUAAGCCGUUAAUUCACGCACUUUUAGGAAUGUAUGCCAUGUCUAUGAAUCAAACAGAUGCAGCUGAAGCACAACUGGCCACUGCUUUAAGAAUACCGAGUGCCUGUACCGAACUGCGGGUAAUGACCAGUUUGAAUUUAGCCAUUGUUUACUUAAGGAAUAAACGCGAAAGAGAAUUAAAUGACUUAUUGGGAAAAUUAAAUCCCGAAACCCUUCCCUCAGUAUCUCAAAGCCUGAAAGCGGCAGCUUAUUAUGUAUUGGGAUUGAACUCAUUUUUUCAGUCACGAUAUAAUGAUGCUAAGCGAUAUUUAAGAGAAACAUUGAAAAUGGCGAACGGAGAAGAUCUUAAUCGACUAACUUCUUGUUCACUCGUCCUCUUGGGUCAUAUAUUCUAUGCUUCUGGGAAUAGUCGUGAAAGUAUGAAUAUGGUUACUCCGGCUAUGCAAUUGGCCAGUAAGAUACCAGACAUUCACGUUCAACUUUGGGCCACAUCUUUACUUAAAGAUCUUUACGGCCAGUUUGGAGAACACGGUCGACAACAAGAAGUGACUUUAAUGCACCAACAAUUCUCACAAACUUUAAUCAAUGAUCACAUCAACGCAUCUCAACUUCAAGAACAUAGUUAUAUUCAUUGGUUUGAUCAAAACGAUUGUUAAUAAAACAUAAUAUAUUUUGGUUC